AUGAGCUGGGAGAGGAGCGGGUACGGAGCCGGGGCAGGAACCGGGGAGGAGCCGGGGCAGAACGGACGAGGAACUGGGGCAGGAAUGGGUGCCCAGCCGGGAGAGGGACAGGCGUGGAACCGGGGCAGAAACGGGCGUGGAGUGGGGCAGAACGGGCGAGGAGGAGCCGGGGCAGAAUGGGUCCCCAGCCGGGGCAGAACGGGCGAGGAGGAGCCGGGGCAGAACGGGCGAGGAGGAGCCGGGGCAGGGACGGGCGAGGAGCCGGGGCAGAACGGACGAGGAACUGGGGCAGGAAUGGGUGCCCAGCUGGGAGAGGGACAGGCGUGGAACCGGGGCAGGAACGGGCGUGGAGUGGGGCAGAACGGGCGAGGAGGAGCCGGGGCAGAAUGGGUCCCCAGCCGGGGCAGAACGGGCGAGGAGGAGCCGGGGCAGAACGGGCGAGGAGGAGCCGGGGCAGGGACGGGCGAGGAGCCGGGGCAGAACGGACGAGGAACUGGGGCAGGAAUGGGUGCCCAGCUGGGAGAGGGACAGGCGUGGAACCGGGGCAGGAACGGGCGUGGAGUGGGGCAGAACUGGCGAGGAGGAGCCGGGGCAGAAUGGGUCCCCAGCCGGGGCAGAACGGGCGCGGAGCCGAGAGAGGGACGGGCCCCCAGCCCAGAGAGGGACGGGCCAGGAGCCGGGGCAGGGACGGGCCCCCAGCCGGGGCAGAACGGACGAUGA
This is a messenger RNA of Taeniopygia guttata (zebra finch), 720 nucleotides long. The record is from RefSeq and is a predicted model, not a curated record. NCBI's taxonomy places the organism in Eukaryota, Metazoa, Chordata, Aves, Passeriformes, Estrildidae.